Molecule: messenger RNA, 1939 nt
Organism: Pangasianodon hypophthalmus (striped catfish)
Lineage: Eukaryota; Metazoa; Chordata; Actinopteri; Siluriformes; Pangasiidae
Gene: acod1
Product: aconitate decarboxylase 1
Exons: 5
Coding region: 87-1520 (477 amino acids)
Molecular function (GO): lyase activity
Source: RefSeq, a predicted model, not a curated record
GGUUGAUGAACCAGUUCUGAUAGGAUGCAAACUAGCAUAUAAAGGGAGCGAGUUCAUUUUCAUACCUCAGAUCUCACCCUUGCAAGAUGAUACGAAAGAGUGUUACAGAGAGCUUUGGCGCAGCCAUAUCAUCUUUGAGCACAGCCCAUCUUACUGAUGGAGUUAUCAGAAGAAGCAAGAGGAUGAUGCUGGACACACUGGGGGUUGGAUUGCUUGGAACCAGAACUCCAGUCUUUAAUGUGGCGUUCCAGUACAGCAAGAGAUACCAAGAGAAACAGAACAGCAGUGUGUGGGGGAGACCAGGGUCAUUCCUUCCACCUCAUUAUGCUGCAUUUGUCAAUGGGGUUGCGGUGCACUCUAUGGAUUUUGAUGACACCUGGCAUCCUGCCACUCACCCCUCUGGAGCCGUGCUGCCUGCGCUGUUGGCUCUAGCCGAGUCUCUGCCUUCUAAACCUUCAGGCUUGGACCUACUUCUGGCCUUCAAUGUGGGACUUGAAGUUCAGGGAAGAUUGAUGAGGUUUUCAAAAGAGGCUCAUAACAUCCCCAAAAGGUUCCAUCCUCCUACAGUUGUUGGUGUUAUGGGCAGUGCAGCUGCCACAGCUAAACUCCUGGGUCUGUCCCCAUCUCAGACCAUGGCAGCUCUUGCUAUUGCAUGUUCAUCUGCCGGUGCUCCACUAGCAAAUGCUGCUACUCAGACUAAGCCACUGCACUUGGGAAAUGCUGCUAGGAGGGGCCUGGAAGCAUCUCAGCUUGCUCUUCUUGGUCUAGAAGGCAACAAACACAUUCUGGACCUGGAGUCAGGCUUUAGCAUCUUCUACCAGGAUUAUUUUCCACGUCAUUUGGCUGAAGUUUCCCCAACUAGCCAGUACAGGUGGGUGCUGGAUGAACAGGAUAUUGCAUUUAAGCGAUUUCCUGCUCAUCUCGGCAUGCACUGGGUAGCCGACGCAGCAGUCGAAGCGAGGAAUAAAAUUCACACCAGAGAGCCAAAUGCUGAUCUCAGUCAAAUUAAAAGGAUUGUACUGAGAGUCCCUUCAUCCAGGUACAUAGAUUGCCCACUCCCAGCAACAGAGCACGAGGCUAGGCACUCGUACCAGUUCAACUGCUGCAGUGCACUGCUCGAUGGUGAGGUCACUGUGGAUUCCUUCAGCAGUAAAAUGAUGGAAAGGAAAGCACUGAAGGACCUGCUCCUCAAAGUUCAUCUGGAAAAUCCAGAAGACAAUCAGGCUAGUUUCGAAAAGAUGUACUCUGAAGUUGUGGUAGAGAUGGCCAACGGAGAAACAUACAAAGCACGUUGUAACACAUUUUAUGGUCACUGGAGAAAGCCUCUCAGUCAGGAGGAUUUGGUAAGGAAAUUUAAGAAUAAUGCAGCGACUGUGCUGGGCACAGAUGCUGUAGAUAGUAUUGUGCAAUUUAUUGACAGCAUGGAGACAGUCACUGACUGUUCUGUGCUUGGGUCAUGCAUGCAAUUUCAUAAGCACAUAAACCACAGCAAUGAAUCCUAUUAUUCAGCAUCUACUUGAGUGUUACUGUAAUGAUAACUCAUACAUAACUCAAACUGACAUUUGACUGAGCUUUAAUUUUGGAAUGGUGAUCUUUGCACAUACAAGAAUCUUCUGUUUUAAAUGUAUCAAUGAAGCCUGAUAAAUUAAGUACUAGACUGCUUUUAUUACCUGCCAAAACAGAAGAUAAUAUCUGACAUGAAUACUCACAUAUGCAUAUUUAGUGGAUUAGCUAUCAUAAAUGGUUGAUAGUCUGUUUAGUUAGUUGUUUCUUAAGACUUGAGAUCAAGGUAUGAAAAGUGAGAAAUAUGCCAAUAAUGAACACAGUAGUAUUACUUAUUCUUUAUGCAUGUUUGCAAUCAGUAACAACUGAAACUAAAUGUUGAAGCUUUGUGUACUCUGAUGUAUUUACAUAAUGCAUAAAUAAAGUGUUAGAAAAC